AUGGAUUUAAGCACGGGUUCAUCUAGUAUGAGUAGAUCUUCUGGAAUUCUGAAGAAGUGUGAUUGUGGAUUGCCAGCAAAGAUUUUCACAUCAAAGACUGAAAAAAAUCUUAGCAGAAGGUUUUUCGGAUGUCAAUUGUACAAGGAUGGUGGAACUGAGCACUGCAAAUACUUUAAGAGGUUUGAUCAAGAAGAGGUGAAAGGGUGGCCGCGAAACGCUUUAAUUCAAGCUGUAGCUGAAAAUCGUGAAAAGGAAAUAGUGAUAGAUCAACUCAAGAUAACAAUUGUGGAACUUCGUAGUGAUCUGGAGAAGCAUUUAGAAGAUUCGGGAAAGGUCCUCUAUAGGCAACGUUUGAUCAUCACAUCGUUAACUGGAUUGCUUGUAUGUGCUUUUGAUCAUCACAUCGUUAACUGGAUUGCUUGUAUGUGCCAUUGGAGCCAUUAUAUUUGGCUGAUGUGA
This is a messenger RNA of Camelina sativa (false flax), 459 nucleotides long. The record is from RefSeq and is a predicted model, not a curated record. NCBI's taxonomy places the organism in Eukaryota, Viridiplantae, Streptophyta, Magnoliopsida, Brassicales, Brassicaceae.